Molecule: messenger RNA, 2020 nt
Organism: Enhydra lutris kenyoni (northern sea otter)
Lineage: Eukaryota; Metazoa; Chordata; Mammalia; Carnivora; Mustelidae
Product: hyaluronan and proteoglycan link protein 3
Exons: 7
Coding region: 213-1445 (410 amino acids)
Biological process (GO): cell adhesion
Molecular function (GO): hyaluronic acid binding
Source: RefSeq, a predicted model, not a curated record
CUCUCAGGCCGUUUGGGAUCCCCCAAAUCCGUCGGCUUCCUCGGACCCGGACAGCCCUGGGCUGGGAGCGCUCCAGCCGUCUAAGAGCUGCCUGGGGACAGUCCCUGAAAACCUACAUCUCAGAGGAGGAAGCCCUUGACCGGGAGGUGAAGGCUGCAAAGGCUGAUUGAAGGGGCGCUGGGUGCCAAGCCUGCCCCGGACACCCUGGCGCCAUGGGCCCACUGCUCCUGGUCCUGCUGUACCCGCUGUCCUGCGUCUCCGGGCUGCCUUUCUACAAUGGCUUCUACUACUCCAACAAUCCCAGCUCCUGGAACAGCCACGGCGAAGGCAUCUUCAAUGGGGUGAAGCUGGUGGUAGAGACGCCCGAGGAGACCCUGUUCUCCCACCCAGGGGCCAACGUGACCCUGCCCUGCCGCUACCACUACGAGCCAGCCCCGCUGUCCCCGAGGCCCGUGCGCAUCAAAUGGUGGAAGUUGUCGGAGAACGGAGCCCCCGAGCUGGAUGUGCUUGUGGCCAUCGGGCUGAGGCGCCGCACCUUCGGGGACUACCGAGGCCGGGUGCGCCUGCGGGAGGAUGGGGAGCGAGAAGCGUCACUGCAGAUCCAGGACGUGCGGCUGGAGGACUCCGGGCGCUACCGCUGUGAGGUCAUCGACGGGCUGGAGGACGAGAGUGGCCUGGUGGAGCUGGAGCUGCGGGGCGUGGUCUUUCCCUACCAGCACCCCCGAGGGCGCUACCAGCUCAACUUCCAUGAGGCCCAGCGGGCGUGUGAGGAGCAGGACGCGGUGGUGGCCUCCUUCGAGCAGUUGUUCCGGGCCUGGGAGGAGGGCCUGGACUGGUGCAAUGCGGGCUGGCUGCAGGACGCCUCGGUGCAGUACCCUGUCAUGCGAGCCCGGCAGCCCUGCGGCGGCCUGGGCCUGGCCCCCGGCGUGCGCAGUUACGGCCCGCGUCACCACCGCCGGCACCGCUAUGACGCGUUCUGCUUUGCUCCUGCCCUCAGGGGGCAGGUGUACUACCUGGAGCUCCCUGAGAAGCUGACCCUGGCAGAGGCAAAGGAGGCGUGCCGGGAAGACGGCGCCUGCAUUGCCAAGGUGGGCCAGCUCUUUGCCGCCUGGAAGUUCCGCGGCCUGGACCGCUGUGAUGCUGGCUGGCUGGCGGAUGGCAGUGCCCGCUACCCCGUGGUUCACCCGCGUCCCAACUGUGGGCCCCUGGAGCCCGGCGUCCGAAGCUUUGGCUUCCCGGACCCGCAGAGCCGCGGACUCAUGGGUAAUCUGGACACGUGUGUACGUUCACCUACAAAUACUCGACCACACGAACACACGCCCGAGAAGAUACCAGCAAACUCACAGCAGCACGCACUAACCAGCGCCCGGACUCCUUCCCAAACACCGACGCAGGGGCCCACUGAGCAACUGAGCCAAGCAGGGGGCCCCCAUCUGGCCUCCUAAGGAGCAGGCUCGUGGGGGGACCGUCCCCUGCCUCCACUCAAGGUCUCCUGAGGGAAUCCAUAAGCCAUUGUAAUCGAUUUUGUUGAUAUCCUAUAGCCUCCGUGAGGGCAGGACGCCCAGACCUUUUGGCUAGUGGCCAGCCAACGAGCUAAGCACAGAUACGUGCAGGCAAGAUGCCCUGUUCCCAGGCUGUCUGCGGCUGCUUCUGCUCCCUCUUCUCAAUCCUGAUGGGCCUCUGCUCGUGACUCGCUUUACCAAGCAUCUCCUAGGGGAGCAGUGUGCGAUCAAAGAACCAAACUAUGCAAAGUAACCAGAUGUCCCAUUUGGGUGGGCGUUUGACAGUACAUGCGUGUGCACGCACACCCACACCCACACCCACACACACGGCCCAUCAAAGGCACAGGUGCCCUCACAGUAACAGAGUGCAACAGGUGUGACUGUUCCAGGCUUCGUGAACAGACAACAGUCACCCAAUUUGGGAUCUUUUGCUGGAAACACGUCCCAACUGCCCCCAUUCCUAAGGGCCCCUUCGGUCGACCUCUGACCCUGGUUGCCUUCUCUUGAAAUUUAAAAAA